AUGACUACUAACACGGUUCCAUUUACACCUUCGCCCAGCUCAUCAUCAAUAUUUUCAACUUCUACAACAAAUUUCAAUAACAAUAAUAGUAGAGAUUCAUCAAUGGCCCCUGCAGAUUCAACAGAAGCCAGUCUGACUGAACAGACAAAGAAAGGAAAGACUAGAGCCAAAGGUAGUUCUGCUGUGGAAAAAUUGUUGGAGGAAGCUAAUAGGUAUCAUCCGCAAUAUGAGUACUCUUUACCUCAAGGUUUCUUAAGAACAAGGAAAUCAAAGGCAGCUUCACCUUCUGAAGAACAGGCUUCUGAUUUAGCGAAAGACGAUAAUUUGGUCAAGAGGAAAAUGGAAGAAGAGGAAGAUUACGAUACUUCUACAACUGCAGCCAAGAAAGUUAGAAAGAACAAAGUCACGUCAACAUCUAGUACCAAAAAACGAAAGAGGAAAAUAAAGAAGGCCGAAACUAAUGGUACUACUGGUAGUAAGCCAACGAAAAAGAGAAAGGAUACUAUAAAGAGACCAUUGUCCCCCUCAGCAGCACUUGCUGACUCAGUACGUAGAAUGUCAAUUAGUGCAAUGCUUGAUGAUUCUGACACCAAGGACGGCACAGGUAUUUACAAUGAGCAAGGAGUAAAAUUGGAUCCAGUCGCCAAUAAGGAUGACAGGGCUAUGACAUCCACUUUUCUUGACUGGGAUCAACCUUAUCUGGAACUUCAAUACCCUCUUUUCAAUGUGGACUCCCUCAAAUUAACUAAUGUUUAUAAGGGAAACCCUAUUAAAUCAACUAUUUUAACUUCUUUGACUCACCAUCAAUCGAGACACAAACCUCCCUCUUUAAGCAACGACUCCUCUAUAAAAUUCGUUCAUUUACAAAGUCCCUUAUUUGUGAAUUACCAAGAAGAAUAUAUGAUAAAUUUUGAAAAAGAUUUACAAAGGUACAAUCCUAUGAGUGAGAUUGGUAAACUGAUCGAAUAUACUGCGUUAGUGUACCUACCUUCAACUUACUCUGAAAAACUAAAGAGGGAAGUGAUACCGAGCUUGAACCAAGCGUUUGAUAAUUCGGAUACUGAUCGUUUCAUUUCAUCGGUGGAACGAUACAAUUCUAUAAUAAGGAUGGUGCCAAGGCAUGAAAUACUUGAACACUUGAAAACAAUAACUCAAAUCCCUAAGUCCUUCAUUCACGAUUUUUUACACAUCAUUUACACAAGAUCCAUUCACCCACAUGCAUCGAAAUUGAAGCACUACAAGGCAUUUAGCAAUUUUGUAUAUGGUGAAUUAUUGCCUAACUUCUUAUCAGAAGUAUUUAGCCAAUGCAACUUAAAACCCAACUGUACUUUCAUGGAUUUAGGAUCUGGUGUUGGCAAUUGUGUUAUUCAGGCAUCAUUAGAAUAUGGUUUAAAGAAAAGUUUCGGAUGCGAAAUAAUGCCCGACGCGUCUGAAUUAACUGAAUUACAAAUGGUAGAGUUAAAGGAAAGGGGGAAGUUAUUUGGGUUCAAUCUAUCCGAUAUAGAAUUUUCACUUAGGGAAAGUUUUGUUGAUAACCCUAAAGUAGAUGAACUAAUAAAAGAUUGUGACUUAUUGUUAGUUAAUAACUUCCUGUUUGAUAGUAAAUUGAAUGAGAAAGUGGAAAAAAUUACUCAAAAUUUGAAAACGGGAUGUAAAAUUGUUAGUUUGAAAAAUCUAAGAAGUUUUUCAUACAAAAUUGAUUUCUUUAAUAUGGAAAAUAUUCUAAGUAGAUUGAAAGUCGAAAAGGUUCUUCUCAAGGAAGAUAGUGUCUCCUGGACUCAUAGUGGUGGAGAGUAUUAUAUUGCAACUGUAAUGGAAAAUAUUGAUGAGUCUCUCUUCGAUCCAGUUGUCAGAGGCAGAAAUACCAGAAGACCAACAAAAUAUUCAAGGUGA
This is a messenger RNA of Naumovozyma castellii, 1893 nucleotides long. RefSeq names its product histone methyltransferase DOT1 (gene DOT1). Lineage: Eukaryota; Fungi; Ascomycota; Saccharomycetes; Saccharomycetales; Saccharomycetaceae. The record is from RefSeq and is a predicted model, not a curated record. The transcript has a single exon. Bases 1 to 1893 code for a protein of 630 amino acids.